ACAGCCAGUACUCACCCACUCCACGCCCUGAAGGUGAUCCAGAACAGCACCUUCAGUCAGAGACUGAUUGCACCAAUGUGCAAAACGGAGAGAUAUCGGAGGUCUUGUACACCAGCUGCUAUGUUGAUACUAUCAAUGCUGUGGACCAGAGACAACCGAAGCUCAGACUGGAGGAACGUUGCAGUUAGAUACCGAGAGAAGGACUUCCCCAGGAGAAGAGCCUUCCUUCAAACAGACGAAAACAUUGAAGGAAACUGUGUUCUGACUGUGGACACAGAGGACUGGAACUCAUACAGAAACAGAUGUAUCUGACCAGAUUUUUUAUCUCUCUCUCUCUCUCUCUCUCUCUCUCUCUCGAUGGUAGAGGCCCCUCCCAUAGAGCCAAGGGGGAAGUGAGGUUUGUUGAUCGAGGAGAAGGAAGUAGACCCAAACAACAAGUGUUGCGGCCAGCAGAAGCAGCCAUGAGGUCCUUCCUCCUCCUGCUCUGGGGGCUCUGGGGGCUCGUGGGGGCGUCAGACUUCAGGAUCUGUGCCUUCAACGUCCAAGUUUUCGGCGAGAGCAAAUCCAAAAACGUCGAGGUCAUGAAGACCCUCGUCAAGAUCAUUGCCCGCUGUGAUGUGUGCGUGCUUCAGGAAGUGAGGGACAGCAAAAACAAAGCUGUGCCGAAGCUUAUGGCCGAACUCAACAGUUACUACCGGGACUCCCGCUACGAUUCGGUGUCCAGCGAGAGUCUGGGCCGGUCGGCCUAUCAGGAGCAGUAUGUGUUCGUGUACAGGACUGCGACGGCUGAGGUGGUGGGCCAGUACCAGUACCCGGACAACCUUCCUGGGAGCCCGGACGCCUUCGCCAGGGAGCCCUUCGUCGUGAGGUUCAGUGCGCCCUCAACAGCCAUAAAGAGUUUCGUCCUGAUCCCGGUCCACACCAGCCCGGAGAACGCCACCAUAGAGAUCGACGCUCUCUACGACGUCUUCACCGCCGUCCGGAGGAAGUGGAGCAAUGAGAACGUGAUGCUCCUGGGGGACUUCAACGCAGACUGCAGCUAUCUGCCCAAGAAGAACCGGAAGAACGUCCGCCUGCUGACUGACCGCCGCUUCCUGUGGCUGAUCGGAGACGACAGGGACACCACCGUCAGGGAGUCAACGGACUGCGCCUACGACAGGAUCGUCGUCGAGGGCAACACCUUCCCUGGCCUCAUCGUGCCGGGCUCGGCGGAGCCCUUCCUCUUCCCCGCCGAGUACGGCCUCACGGAGGAGCAGGCCCUCAGCGUCAGCGACCACUACCCGGUCCAGGUCUCUCUGAGGUCUGGACCCGAUCAGAAGCAGCGCCCUCUGAAGUCCGGACCCCCUCCCGGCCAGGUCCUCAGCCCCCCCCUGAUGCUGGCCGUCUGCUGGCUGGCCUUCAGCUAAACCCACCGUGUGUGUGUGUGUCUGUGUCUGUGUGUGCGCGUGUGUGUGUGUGUGUGUGUGUGUGUGCGUCUGUGUGUGUCUGUGUGUGUGUGUGUGUGUGUGUAAUGGACAAUAAAGUAUAAGCUACCGACUGAAAUGCCUCUCAGGUCAAAUGACGCACACGUGUUUAAUCUGCCAAAUCAUCUGCUAUUGUUGUUUAUCCUGUAAAUACAGUUUAUAUUUGAUAAUAAAACUGUUUUUUCUAA
This is a messenger RNA of Gadus macrocephalus (Pacific cod), 1651 nucleotides long. RefSeq names its product deoxyribonuclease-1-like. Gene Ontology annotation, biological process: DNA catabolic process. Lineage: Eukaryota; Metazoa; Chordata; Actinopteri; Gadiformes; Gadidae. The record is from RefSeq and is a predicted model, not a curated record. The transcript has 10 exons. The coding region runs from base 303 to 1406 and encodes 367 amino acids. Gene Ontology annotation, molecular function: DNA nuclease activity. Gene Ontology annotation, cellular component: nucleus.